AUGACGGAAGAGCUCAGUGUAAAGGAGCUUCACUUACAAUUUACACCCAGGUGUCAGCUUUCCCAGGCGCUGAACGGUGUCUCUGACAAAGCUAAAGAUGCCAAGGAGUUCCUGGUUCAACUCAAAAACAUGCUUCAGCAGAUACAGGAGAACGGUGUGGAGUUUGAAGCUUGCCUCGUGGCUCAGUGUGACUCUCUGAUCGAGGCGCUGACCAGACAGAAAGCCAAACUGCUCACGAAAGUUACCAAGGAGAAGGAGUACAAACUAAAAGUGGUACGUGACCAGAUCACACACUGCACUAUGAAGCUACGGCAGACCACCGGCAUGAUGGAGUACUGUCUAGAAGUCCUCAAAGAGAAUGAUCCAAGUGGUUUCCUCCAGAUCUCAGAUGCUCUGAUCAAGCGAGUGACGUCGUCUCAAGACCAGUGGGUUAAAGGGGCCCUGGAGCCAAAGGUUGGCCCUGACUUUGACCUCACUCUCAGUACCGACUCACUGCUACAGACCAUCCUACAGCUGGACUUCUGCCAGGGCAAAGAUGUACAGGAGAAUCCAAAAUUGAAACAAAUGCAGGAAGCAGGCAGUGGUGAGGCUGAGAUGGAGACAGAGAGCCCAGGAGUGGAGCCUAGACCCUCAGUGCCUCCAGCUCCUCUCCUGCAGCUGGAGAAGUGCUGCACAAGGAAUAACAGCGCCACCCUGGCCUGGAGGGUAACUAUGCCCAUCAUCAACCCCAUCGAGGGCUACAUCCUGGAGCUGGAUGAUGGCAAUGGAGGACAGUACAGGGAGGUAUAUGUGGGGAAGGAAACAGUAUGUACAGUCGAUGGUCUUCAUUUCAACAGUUCCUACAACGCAAGGGUGAAAGCUUAUAAUUCCAUUGGAGUGGGUCCAUACAGCAAGACAGUCAUGCUCAAGACUUCUGAUGGUACGUGGUGUGUGCUGGAACUGGCUUAGCUUCCAGCAUGACAGAUGGACUCUUUGUCUGCCUUACUUUUGAUUCUGCUCUUUUGGCUGUCUUGAUUUCAUUAUAUUUUUUUACCCAAAGGAUUUUUUUUGUCUGCGAUCUUCUUUGUAAAACAGGUUUCAUGAUGUAAUUUCAUCUGACCUAUGUAACUGUGAACAGAAAAGCCUCUUACAAAGAGGAGGAGAUUUUUUUUAAAUUUUGUUUUGGGAGAAGGCAGGAGAAAGGUAGGUGGAAGAUUUUGAAGAGGGUGAGGGAAAUACACUGGACAGGAACAGCAGACAAAGAAAGGGGAAGAAAAGAGGAACGGAAUAAUGAAGAGGAAGCGGAUGGAAAAAGCUGAAGUAGACCAGGUUUGAGUAGACAGUAAAGAAAAGUCACAAACAAGAAGAAAACAGAAGGAAAGAAAAGGAGAUCAAAGGAGUGGUUAAGUAA
Molecule: messenger RNA, 1390 nt
Organism: Pelmatolapia mariae (spotted tilapia)
Lineage: Eukaryota; Metazoa; Chordata; Actinopteri; Cichliformes; Cichlidae
Product: tripartite motif-containing protein 67-like
Exons: 8
Coding region: 1-948 (315 amino acids)
Cellular component (GO): cytoplasm
Molecular function (GO): protein binding
Source: RefSeq, a predicted model, not a curated record